Messenger RNA from Guyanagaster necrorhizus, 1986 nucleotides. RefSeq lists its product as uncharacterized. Lineage: Eukaryota; Fungi; Basidiomycota; Agaricomycetes; Agaricales; Physalacriaceae. Gene Ontology annotation, molecular function: protein binding. The transcript is spliced from 3 exons. The record is from RefSeq and is a predicted model, not a curated record. The coding region runs from base 149 to 1828 and encodes 559 amino acids.
CCUCAUGUCCGUCGAACAGAAUACAAAGGCUUCUUGGACUCCAUUGUUCUUCCGUUCCCACCAUAUAAACAGCCACUUCGUUCUCUUCCUUCUACUCUCAUCCAUCCUCACGACAAAGCUGACCCGCCAUCAUUAUUUUACAAUCAGUAUGUCCAUAGAAAAGCGAAUUUCUGCUGCAUCUCCUUCUAGCAUCACACCACAAGUCUGGUUGGAGUCGUUACACAUCCUGUUCUACAUUUCCGGGUGGAUAUCCUGCGAUAGCGAUUUCGACCACCCACCCUCUUUCUUUGUCUUCAAUCAGAACAACGAAUACCCUUCCGACGCUGAAAGGGAAAAGAUGAAGCUAGUCGCAAACAAUGUCCUCCUUGCACUCCAUAGCAUAAAUGUGGAGAUUGGCGCCUCUGGGCAGACUUCGCCUGAACAUCAGGCCAGGCUACGUGGUCGCGGUGACCGUUUAAACCGGAUACGUGACGAAUACGUGGAAGUUUUGGCUCCUAUCAGGGUUCUUCCCCCAGAAAUUUUGGGGGAAAUCUUCCGGUUGGCCGUCGACCUACGAAUUGCCUACCGUGUUACCGAUGUUCCUUGGAAGUUGAGCCACGUUUGCAGAAAGUGGAGAUGCCUUGCCUUGUCCGAUUCACAUCUCUGGGCACGCAUUUACAUUGAUAACGCGAAGACCAGCGCAAACCGAAUAACUCGACCCAUUUUGGACGCGAUGUUGACCCGUUCGGGUAGUCAACAUUUGACUGUGACUUACUCAGAAGCUAGGCACACCGGUCCUUCUGAUCUCUACUUGCUGGAACGGCUAUUGGAGAAUUCAGAACGGUGGAGAGAGGUCAACCUGCACUUUUCCGCUUCCACCAUACAAAGGCUGCAGAUGUUGCGAUAUCGCCUGCCGAAAUUGUCUUCAUUGUUCCUUAAUCCCUUGGACAACAGCACUGGCCUGCCAGUCAUAGAUUUUCUUCGACACUCCCCAUCUUUGGAGUCUCUGACGCUUGACGGGUUUAAAGCCAGUACUCGAUUCAUUAUCGGUGCCGCAAACCUCGUCUAUUUUGAUGAUUCCAGAUUCGGAGACGUUAAAAUCGACGAACUCCAUGCCGAAUAUUUGGGUAUCAUUCGAUGUUCCCCACGUCUACAGAGAUUUCACUCUAUUCAUUGGCCGAACAGUUCCAGUACCUGGCGUGCUCUUUCACCACCGAUACUGCAUACAUCUCUGACGGACAUAUCGACAAGAGACAGUUCAUUUCUACAAAGUCUCACCUUGCCUUCGUUGACGACCGUGGAAGCAUGGCCACUAACCGAGCCUGAGGACGACAAUACGUCCAAUGAUUUCGCGGAAGCGCUAAUUCAGCUGUUGGAGAAAUCAAGGUGUUCUCUUACCAGCCUCACUAUAAAUGACAUCGCAGUCCGCGACGCUGGUCUAUGGGUGAAAAUCUUCAAAUUAUCACCAGGCCUGCGAGAUCUUGAUAUCAACUUCGCUACUCUAUGGAACGACGACUAUCCUCAAAAUUUACAGCGUGUAUUCCACGAAAUGACGGCGGCGGGACCGGGGGGCCACAAUCUCUGCCCAUCUCUCGAACGAUUCAGCUUUGAGCUAGACAUAAAGCUCUUAUGUGAGGAAGUCGAUGUGCUCGUUCAUGGUUUGAAACCUAUGCUUCUGUCCCGGUCGCCCCGGGCAACCACGUCGUCAUCUCUAUCUCAUGUCUUUGUCGAUAUUGGGGUGACUGAGGACGAGCUCGAAAAGUUAGAUGAAAUAUUGUUUUACGUGAGGGACUUGACGGAGCUCUGCGAAAAGAAUUGCGACUGGUCUGUCAAUAUUUGUUGGGACUGAAGCGAAGAAAGGAGCGCAGAAUACCUGAAUGGAUAUAAGGCACUUGGACCAGGUGUUCAAGUUGCGCUAUGUCCUUGACGUAUCUACCUGCUGGGUUUAUGAUGUAGAAUGCUCUCAAUCGCAAUAGGUUAAAUGUGAAACAAUGUCGAUAAAUCGUG